Molecule: messenger RNA, 5662 nt
Organism: Anneissia japonica
Lineage: Eukaryota; Metazoa; Echinodermata; Crinoidea; Comatulida; Comatulidae
Product: fibrillin-1-like
Exons: 21
Coding region: 320-4672 (1450 amino acids)
Biological process (GO): G protein-coupled receptor signaling pathway; cell surface receptor signaling pathway
Cellular component (GO): membrane
Molecular function (GO): calcium ion binding; G protein-coupled receptor activity
Source: RefSeq, a predicted model, not a curated record
CAUUAAUUGAAUGGGAAGAUAAUGGUAGGCCUGUCGAACGAUUUACAUUUACUGCGUACUGGAAACAUUUUGACGAUAGAAUGAACACAUCCGUAUGAUAUUUUCUUGUUCAAUCGUAUACGGAGUUAACCGAGGAUAACUCAUGACGUGUUCUGGUACAUUUUUUUUAAAUUAAGCUAUAAUAGAAAUGUUUUCUAACCUGGACAUAACAUCGAUUGUUAAACCAAAUUGGGAUCAUUAAAAAGUGCGCUUUAAUGAAACUUUUUAUGAAGAUGAAUUCUGAAAACUUACGGCAGGAAAGAACAUAAUUUGAUUUACUAUGAAAUCUUAUCCUGUACUGCUGCUGUUUCCAUUAUUUUUAUUUGUAUUUGUCGCAGAACCAGUGGAUAUAGUAAAUGGCAAGUCGUACUGUUUCUUCGGUUCGUUCACAUUUCAAAACUUAUCCCGUGAAUGUUACGCUGUGGAGGGGCUAUACACGUGGAAAUCAUGCUGCUGUGAUUUGCUCGGGGAGUCUUGGGGUCCUCGGUGCGAAAACUGCCCUCAUGUAACGUCAGAUGAAUUUACUUCGUUAUGCAAAACAAAUAUAAAUGGUCAUAUUGUCAUAAACCAUCUUCUUCCAAGCAUUCUCUCUGCAGCACCACCAGUUCCAGAUAUACUACUCAAUGACUGUUCGAUAGAUGUGCCGGGGACAUCAUCAAUGGCAACUAAUUCCCAGGCUCAAGCAGCAUUCAAGACCUGUUGCUGUGAGAAUGGAUCAGAGAGGGUGAGAUGGCAGUCCAAGUACUUUAGUUGUCCUGCAUAUGGCCUAGAUACGUACCACUUUUUAUGUGGAUCACCUAUAGAUGUUGAGGUAAUUGAAGACAGUAUUGUUUCUAUUCAGAGUGAUUCAUCACAAGUUGUUGUCAUUGGUCCCUGUUUCAAAAGUGUGAGGCAGGUGAAGGCAGACUACUGGGCAUGCUCAGAAGCAAUGCCAGGUGAAUUCAGCCACACCGAAUGCUGUUGUCAGCAAGAUGCUAGAGCUUGGGGAGAUGAAUGCCAGUCAUGCGAAAUAUAUUCACAAGGUAGGUACUCAGCAAUGUGUGCAGGAAGACUCCAAAAUCCAACAUAUGAAGAAAAACCAGUUGCUCAGAAGUUGGCCGAGAGCUCAAGCAAUAUCUCACCAGAUGAGACUGAAGGUUCAUCCACAUUAGAGACAUCAACUGCAGCCCUGGACUUUAUCAGAGAUUAUUAUAAGGUUGAUAUUUUACAAGUAGAAGGUGAAUGUUACAUCAAUCAGAAAAGCAAUUCAACUGGUUUAUUUUGUUUUGAUGCGAUACCCACCAACAUGACAUUAGCAGACUGCUGCUGUCUGAUUGGGCAAGGCUGGGGAAGUCCAUGCCAAAAGUGCCCAGACACCAACUCAAGAUUGUUCUCAGAGCUGUGUAUGGCGGCACAAGGGUUUGGAGCAGCUCAUCGAGAUGUUCCAACAGAGAACCGGUAUCCCAUACCACCAUUCAUGUCAUCAGAAUCUGCCUCCAGUCUAUCGGUAAUGCAACCGCCAGUGGUACUGGCCCCUGAAACAGAAAGCCUAUCUACGUUAGUAGGAUUUGACUUGUGCUAUGAGUUGGUGUACUUUAACAAUGAUACCGCUGUCUGUGGUCUUGUCAUGACUUACCUGUUAACUUACACUGAAUGCUGCUGUGAUUAUCCUGGUAUUGGUAGAGGCUGGGGGCAAGACUGUUUGCAAUGUCCACUGACAAACACAAAUGAAUUUGAUGAUAUGUGUGGAUUUAGCGUCAGCUUUGAUCACUCAACCUACAUCAGCUUUCGUCCUGAGAUCCCAAUUCCUGAUGAGAAUUCAAAUCUGUUUGGUUGCUAUGGUUCCAUGAUGGUGAAGAAUACAUCAUAUGAUGCUAAGACUCAAUGUACCAACAAUAUGCUAGCGGCUCGUUCCAGUGAGCUGGACUGCUGUUGUUUGUUGAUUGGAGAAUCGUGGGGGGUGGACUGCAUCAUGUGCCCACACAUUGGUACAGAUGAUUUUGCUUUAUUGUGUGAUGAAGAUUACAGAGAAGCAGUUGAACAGGUUCCUAUUGAAGUGCCUUUGUAUGAGAGAUGCUAUGCAUCAUACAAUGAUAGUAAAGGUGGUCAUUGCGAAGGUAUCUUACAUUUUGAAAUAACGUGGCAGCAGUGUUGUUGUAUGGCUUAUGGUAAGGCAUGGGGCGGCUCAUGCUUUCCCUGUCCACCUAUUGGAACAGAAUCAUACAAGUCUAUGUGUAAUGUACCAUUGAUAUCCAUUGAUUACGAUCCAUCAGAUCUGUGUAGAAGGGAUAAUUGUUCACCUGGUCACUGUGAAGUAUUGAAUGGCAAUACUGAAGUGUGUUUUUGUCCGAUUGGCUACAAACAAGCCAAAUCCCGCAAAGGCCUUGUAUGCCAAGAUGUUGAUGAGUGUAUGCUACAGCAAGGGCUGUGUGAGCCUGGUGCAUGUUUCAACACACUGGGUAGCUACUACUGCUUCUGUCCCGAUGGCUUUGCUCAUUUCCAAGGAGAAGAACAUUGUAGAGACCUCAAUGAGUGCGCCUCCAUCGGUGAUCAGUGUAAUCCAGGUUACUGCGUCAACCUAGAGGGCAGUUUUGAAUGUCGUUGCCCGAUUGGAUUUUACUACAACAUGGAUCAAGUUAUGUGUGAUGACUUCAAUGAGUGUAGUGUGAAUGUGAUGCUGUGUUACCCUGGUAUUUGCCUGAACACUGAUGGAUCUUUCAAGUGUGUUUGUCCUUAUAACUAUGAGUAUGAUAUUAGGAGACAAUUGUGUAUUCCGAAGAGUAAAUUCACUUCAAUUGCCAUCAUGAUCCCUUCCAUACCUGAAAGACAACAUGCCCCCGAGCCUGCAGAUAAGACAAAAAGCCAACCAGACAAGGCCAUUGGUAAAGUCAGUGCACUCUCCAAAGGAGUGACUACAGAUGGUAACUGCAACGAAAUAGACUUGAUGCCAAAUCUUGCCGAUAUUUGCAAACCAUCUGUGAGGGUAAAUGUGACGUUAGAGUUCAUUGUUAAGCACAAUGUAACUAACAAUAAUGAGGAACUUUGGCUGAGGAAGCUAAUGGAGCUUCAUUUCAAGACAGAAAUUAAUGUCAUGGUAGUGAAAGAAAUCGAGGGCAAACCACAUGACCUGACCCACCCAUGGGAGGUCAAGAAGUUCUCGGCGUUUGUAAGUGAAAUGUGCACACAACUCCAUGUCGUUCACACUAACUUUGAAACGAUUGUCGAUCAUAUAAGAAACAAUUCCAAGACGCAAGUUUAUUUCAGUCUGACAGUUAUAAGAGCGAGUUUCUCAGAGUAUGUUGAUGAGACAGGUUUGGAAAUGAACUGCGAUGUCUCCAAGCAUAAUUAUUCGGAGACAUACUUCAUUGAAUCUGGAUAUUCCAGCUUCAUUUACAUUUCUGCUAACAACAUACUCUAUGUCCCAUCACAGGUCCAGUUUGAGAAAGUGCACCGAUUCAGCGAGUCUGGGAAUUCUUGCCAGGAAACGUCACUUUAUGUUUGUAGUAACGAAGAAAACCUAGAACACUGCCCUCCAUUGAUACUUAAUUCUACCAUAUCACUUAAUGCCACUCGCUCUACAUCGACUGAUAAUGAAAAUGGUGAUACCUCUGCUAAUCAGUCGAUGCUGCAUCCAAGAGGGCGUCCUGAUGUUUGUAGUUCGCUGAAGCGCGACAACAAUGUGAAAUAUAUGCCACCAUCGUUCUUUCCGAAAUAUUCCGAUCACAUGCAAGUGACUAUCAGUUGCAUCGGGAUCCUUUUGUCAUUAGUGGCACUCACCAUCACUUUCACUGUGCGAUGCCUGUUUCGAUCUUUGCGCACACUACUUGGGAAAAUUUUAAUGAAUCUUAUUGGUGCGCUAUUUAUUGGUCAGCUUGGGGUUUUACUUCAGGGUCAGGGCGUUACCUACCCACCCCUUUGUACUACUAUUGCAGCCAUCAUGCACUACGUUUGGCUGGCUGCAUUCUUCUGGAUGAAUGCUAUGGCCAUGGACUUCUUUUUUACAUUUGGGUCAAAGGUUAAACUCCGUAAACGGCACAGUAAGCGGAAAAUAUUACAGGCAUAUAUGUUUUAUGGGUGGGGUGCACCUUUACCCAUAAUCAUCCUGUGUCUGGUAAUCCACUUUGGCAGAUUUCAUAACCUUCGUUUCCGAUACGGCAGUGAAUUUGCGUGUUGGAUUUACGACGAGAAAUCAACAUUGCUUGCAUUUGGUCUUCCUCUUAUGAUCAUUUUAUUCUUCAAUAUACUUCUAUUUAUCUGUGCUGUGAUUGGUCUAAGACUAACCAAGGUCAACAAGGUCGGCGAUGUCAAUAAUUCACGGUUGAAACGCUUCAAAACAGAUCUUCUCGUCUAUGUUAAGAUGUCAACAUUAAUGGGUUUCACAUGGAUUUUUGGUUUCAUCUCCGCUUUCACCGAACUAGAAAUCUUCCGGUACAUAUUUAUUAUUUUGAACUCGCUGCAGGGUGUGUUCAUCUUUAUGGCGUUCACAUGCAACAAGCAUGUGCGCAAAGAAGUAAAGCGUUGUCUGAAUCGUGGACUGCAGAAUGCUGGUCGUGAUCAACGCAAGUCUUCUGCUGGAAAGUUUAAUAGCUCAGAGGCAACACGGCAAUCGGAAGAGCCAGUGAAAGGUACAUUAAGUAAGCUAACACAUUUGUAAUGUUAGUAUUUCAUGUUUUGAUGUAUUUCACCAUACCUCAACAUUUUUUGAAAUUGUUUUAAGAAUGUAAAGAUAUAUUUUUUUUAGAUUAAAGAUUUUUUAUAGUUUUUAGUUGUGGUUUAUAAAGAUUGUAUAUAAGGUAUAUCUACUUAAGUUGAGGUGAAAUUAUAGAAGUUAAUUAUAACCUACAACCCAUUGCGGGGUUUGAUGUAUCAACAUUUUGUAAUUACUGUACCGUAUAAAUUAAUGUUAUUUUAACUAAGGUAUCAACUUUGUAAUUUGUGCAAGGUUAAAGGGUAACAUGCAAGUAAUUUCAAUUUGUUAGCAUUUUACAACAAUAAUGGUCAUCAAAUUCAGAAUGUAGAUUAAUAUACAUUGACAUAUAAAAUAAAACUACUGAUGGCUGGACCUAAAACUUGCCACUUUUGGUAGGUCAGGUGUGUAGCCCAAUCACAGAAGGGAUAUUGCUGAGGAUGUUUUAAGAUAAUUUGCAGGAUUAAUAAGGGUCGCAAAAGUUAUCACACUGACACACAGACUACACUUACGAUAUGGAGAACGUUUGAAUUUUAAGACAAGAAGAAAAAUUCAAUGUUUUGUAACUGUACCAACUAUUUAUUUGGUGCUUGUUAUGUAGUUUAUUACAUAACCAUUACAAUUUUUACAGUUUUCUUGAACAAUCGUAUACAUAUAUUUAUUAAGUGUGUGAAUAUAAUAUAGAAGUUGAUAGUAUGACUGAAAAUGACAUUGUACAAAAUUUUAGUCAUGUAUUUUCUGUCAUCAUAUUCAGUUGUAUAUAAUAACUAUAUUAAAAUAGCACUAAUAACUUAUCCAAACAUUACUAUAGUUUAAAGUUUUCAAAAACUUACAAAAAAAACCCCCAGUAUAUCUCAGUUUAUUAUUAUACAAUUUCUGAUUCUUUCUUGUAUUUUGGGUAAUAAGACAAGACUUUUUUUAUAGCUUGUUUAGUGAAUUAGUGCACUCGCCAUCAUG